Molecule: messenger RNA, 1446 nt
Organism: Dunckerocampus dactyliophorus (ringed pipefish)
Lineage: Eukaryota; Metazoa; Chordata; Actinopteri; Syngnathiformes; Syngnathidae
Gene: uqcc4
Product: ubiquinol-cytochrome-c reductase complex assembly factor 4
Exons: 2
Coding region: 1003-1338 (111 amino acids)
Source: RefSeq, a predicted model, not a curated record
GAGUCUUCCGUGUGCCUUUCUGACAUACCAAGGUAUUUAAAAUUGUCAACUUUCACCAUGUUUUGUCCAUACAGCUUCAGGCUCUGAUUUUUAUGCUUUUCUUCCUUCUUCUUGUUUUUUUAUUGGCGGUUGGUAUGCAACUUAUAACCGAAGAGCGGCAGUAUGCAGCGUCCUGAUUGGACAAUAUUGCUGUUUUAUGAUUGGUCGAACCCUCUGAUGGAUUCAUGUGCUACUUAAAAAUCGGAGUAUGUACAUGUAUAAUUUAAUGAUUUAUGGUGUCCUUGACCUCAAUGCAAAGCAUUUGACGUCGCAGCAUUCAUACAAAUGUACAUCUUUUAAGUGUAUUCUAUUCUCCCAGUUUUACUUCUUCACACACUCACAAACACAAGCUCCCAACUGUCAAGAAAAUAGUUUCGUAUUAUUAUUUGAGAAAACAAACGCAACACACGGAAUAAACAAAGCUCCAAAUCUCACACUUACAAUUAAAUGUGUAUGCUAAGUUUACAUGUUACCGAGAGUGCGAAUUUUUAUCAGUGUACUACUGUCCCAAAGCUAUUCCUGUAGUACCGAAAUGUCGAUUUUAAUAUUUACCCGCUUUGUGAAUUGUACCCACAAUGCUACGUAGCCAAAUGGCAACGAUUGUGUUUAUUUUCUUCCAAGUAUAUGUUUACUUAUUUAUUUAUUGGCGACGAAUCAGUGUAGUUUGGGUCCAUCUCUACACACUCACCAUUUGGGGCGUGUUAAGUACAACAUUCGGGUACUGCAGUGUGAACGCACUAAACGCACUCAAAAAGCUAAGCGGAAGUGCGCGAAUUGAAACACAGGCAAACAUUUUAAUUGCAUGAUUUAGUUUCAAAUACAUAUGAUGAUUGUUCAGAAUAUGUAACGUGUACUACUCUUAUAAUAAAAAAAAGAAAAAUAAAGACUGAUGCUUUAGGGGACACAUUGGUACGAAAAUGUGAAGCACCGGAAGGAAUUAAGGGUUGCACAUAUCGGUGUUACAUGACCUGUGUGUGUCAGACAGGUGUGCGUUCCCUGUCUGUGAGUCAUCAUAUGCUGGCCAGGCCUAAUAAACACAAAGAUGACCAGGAGGAGGUGAAUAACGAGCCCAUUAAGUUCUCCACCAGCAAAGCCAGUCACAGGACUUGGAAUGUUGACCGCUCCAUGGGGAGUCACUAUGAACGACCCUGGUGGAAAGUCCUCCCCCUCAGUGCAGCAGUAGUGAGCUUCCUGUUGUGGUGUGCCACGAGAGAUGAGUCGGACAUUGACAAACAAUUGGAGAAGGAUCUUUAUCAGCGUUUACCUGGAUUGCUCUCAGAUGACGAUGAGAAAAAAUAGGAUGUGUAUAAAUGUAAUUUAAAAAAAGGGUGUUUCAAUUUCAUAACUGACCUGUGUUGAUUAAAAUGGUUGACUAUUGUGUAGUCGGUAUUGAAUGCAUUAUUUGCA